This is a messenger RNA of Penicillium angulare, 453 nucleotides long. RefSeq lists its product as uncharacterized. Bases 1 to 453 code for a protein of 150 amino acids. NCBI's taxonomy places the organism in Eukaryota, Fungi, Ascomycota, Eurotiomycetes, Eurotiales, Aspergillaceae. The record is from RefSeq and is a predicted model, not a curated record. The transcript has a single exon.
AUGGAAGCAUCCCAUUUCCGAAGUGGCAUUCAAAGCACCCAACAAACCACAGAGCGAUGCAAACGUUCGUCUGUAGCUCGCGAGCAGAAGGUACACGCCAUUCGUUCUCCUUGUAACGAUCCUUCCGAAGCGUCUUUCUCAAUUCGGGCGUUCUGCGUAGGGAUCCAAAAUGGAAAAGGCUGUGAGCACGACGUUUCUGCUUUUGGUUACUCUCAAGCGCGUGCAGAGAUUCACCUUUACCGUGGCGAUAUCUCGGAGAAGUCAAGCAAAAACCUAGCCAAACUCUUGCUGUGUAACCAUUGCCGCCAUCAGGUCAACCAAGUGCAACAGUGGCUAAAAGAACAACCUUUCCUGCCCGGUCAUGGCCAGCUUGGUGGGCAGAAGAGAAACCUACCCAACUACGGAGAGUCAGACUGGGUUACUUCAAGGUUCCACGAAGUUGUACAAGGUUGA